Molecule: messenger RNA, 1452 nt
Organism: Penicillium cinerascens
Lineage: Eukaryota; Fungi; Ascomycota; Eurotiomycetes; Eurotiales; Aspergillaceae
Product: lysine N(6)-hydroxylase/L-ornithine N(5)-oxygenase family protein
Exons: 2
Coding region: 1-1452 (483 amino acids)
Biological process (GO): intracellular iron ion homeostasis
Source: RefSeq, a predicted model, not a curated record
AUGGAGGCCACUCUUCGAAAGUCCGAGCUGCCCUUUGUCAACACGCCGCCGCGUGUUCUGCGCUCGUCGCCCUCCGACGAGAUGCACGACCUGCUCUGCGUGGGCUUCGGUCCUGCCUCUCUAGCCAUUGCUAUUGCCCUGCACGAUGCCAUGGACCCUGCUCUGAACCGCUCCGCCCCGGCCGGCUUCAAGCCCAAGGUGUGCUUCCUCGAGCGCCAGAAGCAGUUUGCCUGGCACUCCGGCAUGUUGGUUCCUGGCUCGCGGAUGCAGAUUUCCUUCAUCAAGGACCUGGCUACCCUUCGCGACCCCCGCAGCAGCUUCACCUUCCUGAACUACCUGCACAACAAGAACCGCCUCAUCCACUUCACCAACCUGGGUACCUUCCUGCCGGCUCGGAUGGAGUUUGAGGAUUAUAUGCGCUGGUGCGCCCAGCGAUUUGAAAACGUCGUCUCGUACGGCGAGGAGGUCGUGGAGGUGGUUCCCGGCGGCAAGACCGACGGCAAGGUCGACUUCUUCAUCGUCCGCUCACGAAACACCGAGACUGGUGAAAUCUCCUCGCGCAAAGCUCGCAAGGUCGUGGUGGCUCUGGGUGGUAAGGCCAAGAUGCCCCCGGGCUUCCCCCACGAUCAGCGCAUCAUGCACUCGUCCAAGUACUGCACUACCUUGCCGAAAGUGCUGAAGGAUGAGGCCAAGCCCUAUCAUAUCGCCGUGGUGGGCAGCGGCCAGAGUGCCGCCGAGAUCUUCCACGACCUCCAGCGCAGGUAUCCCAACUCGCGCACGACUUUGAUCCUACGUGAUACCGCCCUGCGGCCCAGUGACGACUCUCCCUUCGUGAACGAGAUUUUCAACCCCGAGCGUGUGGACAAGUUCUUCCAAUUGCCGACGGACGAGCGCAACAAGCGCAUUGCGACAGAGAAGGCGACCAACUACAGUGUGGUGCGCCUGGAGCUGAUCGAGGAGAUCUACAACACCAUGUACCUGCAGCGCGUGAAGAACCCCGACCAGACGCAGUGGAAGCACCGCAUCCUGCCGGAGCGCAAGGUGGGGCGCAUCGAGCACCACAAACCUGCCAGUCCCAUGCGUAUUCACCUCAAAUCGAUCAACGACAAGUCCACCGACGGAAAGGAGAUACUGGAGGUGGACGCCCUCAUGGUGGCCACGGGCUACCAGCGCGACGCGCACGAGCAGCUGCUGGAGCAGGUGCGUGCCUUGCGGCCUGCCGGCCAGGCGGCUUGGAACCCUAGCCGGGAUUACCGCGUUACCCUCGACGAUGGCAAGGUCAGCCAGCAGGCUGGCAUCUGGCUGCAGGGAUGUAAUGAGAAGACCCACGGCCUGAGCGACAGCCUGCUGUCCAUCUUGGCGGUCCGCGGUGGCGAGAUCAUCAGCUCGGUGUUCGGAGAGCAGCUGUCGGGAGCUCUGGUGCAGGACACCCGGUUGCGCGCCAUGCUGUGA